Messenger RNA from Pogoniulus pusillus (Red-fronted tinkerbird), 4618 nucleotides. RefSeq names its product neuralized E3 ubiquitin protein ligase 1 (gene NEURL1). The transcript has 6 exons. Gene Ontology annotation, biological process: negative regulation of Notch signaling pathway. Bases 208 to 1926 code for a protein of 572 amino acids. Gene Ontology annotation, cellular component: postsynaptic density; plasma membrane. The record is from RefSeq and is a predicted model, not a curated record. Lineage: Eukaryota; Metazoa; Chordata; Aves; Piciformes; Lybiidae. Gene Ontology annotation, molecular function: ubiquitin protein ligase activity.
GAGCCGGCGCGGCCCCGCGGAGGGCGGCGGCACCGCGGGGCAUGGGGCCCGGCGGGCGGCAGGGAGGAGCGGGGCUUUGGGCGCCGGAGUGAGCUCAGGAGCCGGCAGCAGAGCGUGCCCUCCCCGCGCCCCACCGCCCCGCCGCUGCCGCCACAGCCCCUCGGGUGAGACCUUGCGCGGUGCCUCCUGGCCGGCUCGGAUGCCGUCAUGGGGAGCCACUUCUCCAGCAUCCCCGCGCUGCCCCGCGGAGGGCAGGGCCGCCUGCACCGCGCCCGCCACCACCACCUCAAAGAUUCCAUAGGUGGGUCAUUUUCUGCUUCCUCCCACCGAUGCCAUCACAAGCAGAAGCACUGUCUCCCCAUCCCACAGUGUGGAACUCUGUCCAUCAGCCCUCUGCUUUUCCAUCCUCACACAAAGGGAUCCCAGAUCAUCAUGGACACGACGCAGAAGGCAGUGAAGCGCCAGGCUAGUUUCUGCAAUGCCAUUACCUUCAGCAACAGGCCCAUUGUAAUUUAUGAACAAGUCAGGCUUAAGAUCACUAAAAAGCAGUGUUGCUGGAGUGGAGCUCUUCGACUUGGGUUUACUUCCAAGGAUCCAUCGAGGAUUAACCCUGACACUCUGCCGAAGUACGCGUGCCCUGAUUUGGUUUCUCAAAGUGGUUUUUGGGCCAAGGCUCUGCCAGAAGAGUUUGCAAACGAGGGAAACAUCAUAGCCUUCUGGGUGGACAAGAAGGGACGGGUUUUCUAUCGGGUGAACGACUCUGCUGCGAUGCUCUUCUUCAGUGGGGUGAGGACGGCAGAGCCCCUCUGGGCUUUGAUUGAUGUCUAUGGACUCACCCGCGGAGUGCAGCUCUUAGACAGUGAGAUCAUUCCUCCCGACUGCCUGCGGCCCCGCUCAUUCACUGCGAUCCGCCGGCCCUCGCUGCGGCGUGAGACGGAGGACACACGCCUCUCCGUUAGCCUUUGCGACCUCAACCUGCAGGAGGAGACCUUCCAUGUGACAGCCACCACAUGUCCCAUCCCACAGAACUCCCUCAACUCCCAGCACUCCCACCUCCUCUCCUCCCAGCUGGAGAGUGACCUCCGCUUCCAUCACCUCCGGGGCCCCCAUGUCAAAAUCCUUGAUGACCAAACCGUGGCCCGUCUGGAACACGCCCGGGAGGAGAGGACUUUGGUUUUCACCAGCAGACCCCUUCGGAUCAACGAAACCAUUUUUGUUAAAAUCAACAAGUCCAACGCCGUGCGCAUGGGGACGCUGUCCUACGGGGUCACGUCCUGUGACCCCAGCACCUUGCGCCCCAGCGACCUCCCCUAUAACCCUGAGUCCUUGGUUGACCGAAAGGAAUUCUGGGCCAUCUGCCGAGUCGUGGUGCCCCUCCAGAGUGGAGACAUCCUGGGAUUUAUGGUGAAUUCGGAUGGUGAGCUGCACUUGAGUCACAAUGGUGCCAGCACCGGCAUGCAGGUCUGCGUGGACUCUUCCCAGCCCCUCUGGAUGUUCUUCGUUUUACAUGGCGCGGUCAUGCAGAUUCGAUUGUUGGGUUCCACCAUAUUAGCCGAGCGGCUGGGGCUGUCCACACCGAGCUCGCCCACAUCGACACCCAACUCCCCCACUGUCCUCUGCAGCGGUGUCUCUGACCCCAUUUUGUCUACAUGUGGCUCUGGCCCCCUCUGCAGCUCUAUCAGUGGCACAGCUCCCAACUCUCCAAUCAGCUUGCCUGAGUCACCCAUCUCCCCAUCCAUCUCAGGGCCCUGGGGAGAUGAAUGCACCAUCUGCUAUGAGAACAUGGUAGACACAGUCAUUUACUCCUGUGGACACAUGUGUCUCUGCUAUUCCUGUGGGUUGAAGCUCAAGAAGAUGGCCAAUGCUUGCUGCCCCAUUUGCAGACGAGCCAUCAAAGAUAUCAUCAAAACAUACCGCAGCACCUAGAGCAGCAGCAGGUGCUCUUAGUGGGGACUGGACAGGUGGGGAGGAGGCUGUGAAACAACACAAGUCUUGGUCUCAAUCAUCCACAAGAUUCAAAAACUAUCAUCAACCGCCACUAUGAUCCUCCCUUACAACAGAUGAGACAAGCUUAGAUGCUGCUCUUCUACCCUCCAAGCAAGCCCUGGGGCUGAACUCCAGUGUGUCAGGGAAGUUGCAAUGGACCACUCGCCCUUGUGGAUUUUAAACUUUCUCUCAGAAGAAAAUCCAGCUGGUGCAAUCAUCCCUUUUCUACACCUACUCAGAAGAGAGGAGUCUCCAGUGUUUAGCAGGGACAGCAGUAAAAGAUUCAGUUCUACACAUCUCUUUCCAGUGACACUCCGUGUGUGGAUAACAGCUUAAGAGGAGACAUGAGCAACGUGUUUCUGUGUACAAAAAGCCUGACCAUAGGAAGCCUCUUAGAAACGACAGAGCAAGGCAAACUUUGACCCAGCAAGGGAGGUGCAAUGAGCACAUUCACUGUGGGAAGGCUGGGUCUAAUGCAGAAAAGGACAGAAGAUUUGUGAAGUAAACCCCACUCCAUUUCUGCAGGCAGGACAGCUCUAUGGCAUCUCCUUGAGGGCUGUCCAGCCAUCCUCCCUCCGUGUCUCCUGGUGGGUUUGGCAGUCAACACUGGCUUUGGCCUCGCUCCCUUCUGGUGGUGGCCAACCACCACCUGUUGCCAUCCCACUGCACGAUGAGCAGCUCUCAAAACCCACCGCCACUUUGUGCGCAGUCUUCGGGCCUCAGGAGGGAUUCAACAGCAUCUCUGCACCCAUGGGACUGCAGAAGAGGUGUCUCUGCUACCUUUGCUUCCUCUCCCAUCCAGACAGCAUUUGUGAGAAAGAAAAUAAAAGGAUAUAUUAAAAAAAAAAGGAAAGGAACAACAACCCCAAGCCCACUAGGGAAGAAUGUAUAAACCCAUGUGUCUGCGGGUUUCAUUUACUGGUAACUUUAUCACUGUGCUUUAAGACCAAACCAACCAGGUGGUACUCAGCCCUUCACAGCCAGCCUGCCAGCAGGACAUGGCUGUCCUUACACCUUAGGAAGAAAGGAAAGAAGAAACCAUAACAUGAAGGGUUUGGUUUGCUUUGGUUUAUCUAAAUAAAUUCUCUUCCCUCCUGCCCUCUUUGGGAACCCUGCUGUCCCCACGAUGGGUGCCAGCAACGGCAGCUCCCACAGUUGCCGUGACAACCAUCACUCAUCAUGACCACCAGCCUGGCCCCAGGCUGCUGGCCUUCAGGCCUGGGCAAGGUGUCUCCACAGCAGCAGGAGCCACUUCCACCGCACUCCUCCUGCUUUCCAGGGCCACACAGAAAGCAGAGUGUCUGCACCCUGAGGUGCACAGCAGCAGUAGCAUUCACCUCACCCACCAGGCCAGGCUGGAGAAGACCAUGAGGCUGCACCCUUCCUGCUGAGCCUUUUCCCACCCGCCAGCAUAGAGUCACUGAUAGAAUGUUAGGGAACAGCAUGGCAUUUAAUGUACACAGCUGCUCACUGCUGGGGCCAUCAUGUCCCACUCCCCUCCAACAAGCAGCAGGUGGGUGAAGGAGCACUCUGUGCACUCCCAAAUGCACCCUGUCCUCUCAAGAAACUGAAGGAGGGUGCUAGCUGGAGAGUGCAUGCUAGAGCCUUUCUAUAAAGGCAUCACCACCCUUGCAGACUACCAUGGAGUUCUGCAGUCCCUCCCCCCCCCCCCCCCAGCCUGCCCCAGUGGGUAGUACCAACUUGAAUGCUAUUAUUUUGGUUACAGGGAUUUACUUUAUUUCUUUGCAUACCUCUCAUGUGCACCUCUAAUCCAGCCCUGCACUCCAGGCCAGCUGUCAGAAGUUCCAGAGCAUCAUUGCUCCCAUGCCCAGACUCACUUACUGAGGGGCAGGAGGAGGGCAGGUUGGCACGAGUCUGGGGGAAGUCACAGCAGCUGUGCCAGGAGCAUGGCAGGUCCACAGGCAUGCAGCCAGCCUCCAGCUUGCCUGAGGACAGAGCUGGCAGCAGCAGCCACAGGAAGCCUGUUUUGCUAGUUAAACAAACUCUGGUGCAAACAUUUUGGAAAGGAGCACCCCGUGAGCUAGAAAGGGGUCAGUGGAAUAGUGGAUGUAGGGAAACGUGCAAUAAGCCACCUCCCAGGACUUAACCGCAGCCGCGGGACCAGCUCCCCUCUGUGCAGGGCAAGCCAAGGGGUAUAUUUCCUUUUUAAAGAAACUCCAUCCCUGGGUAUCAGUGCAGUGGUGUGAAUUCCCUUCUCACCUUUGGCAUUCAGAGUGUUCUAAUAUUUAAUUGUGUUUGUUUUACUGUGGACCAAACUCUGGGAGUCAGCAGAAGCUGAAAGCUUCCCCAGCAUCCAAACUCAAAAUUGGGGUUAAGUCCUGCUCCUGGCAUCACCUGGCCUCUGGUUGAGAGCAGGGAGGAGGAGAGCAAGGCUCUUUCCAGAGGGGCGGGGGGAGAAAAAGGCAGCAAAAGCAGCAACAGUAACAACAAUACUAACCUUUUGUUUUGUUUGACUGGUGUAGGUUCCCACGUACCUCUGUGUUCUUGUGUCAUUUGCAUUUCAUUGCUUUAUUUUAAGAUGUUUUGUGUUCUGUUUAAAGAGAAUAACAACUCAUUGUGAACAAAAUUGGGUAAAUGUGAUUGUGAAUAAAGUUCAUUUAGGUAUCCUGCA